UGAUACGCUAGGAGCAAUUAGGAAUUGACGAAUGGUAAGUUGCAUAAUUCUUUCCUUCUUUGUCGUUUGGGUUUGGGGUUCUCAGUAGCUUCAAAUGGUCAACCUUUUUUUUUCUCUUUUUUUUUUUCCUUUUGGAACGUAAUGAAAAAUGAGAAUUUGGGCAUAUGGGAUUUUACGUUUAGCGCCCGCCAUUAUAAUUUUCUAUAUACUCAAAAGUCUUGGUCAAUUGUUAUCUCAAGGAUAAUAUUAGCAAAGCACACCCACCUCUCUUUGUCAGGAACAAAUAAUAAUAGUCACAUUAUUUAUAUUAUUAUAUUAUGAAUCACCACUAGAGCAGGCAGCCCCUCAAUCUCUUUCAUUUCUUCCAAAAAAGAAAAUUAAUAGUUUAAGGUACAAAGACAUAACAAUAUUUAUCUCCGAUCAAACUUAUUUCUCUCACCAAUUCUUCUUUUCUUCUUGUAAGGAAAAGAAAUAAAGAAAUGAUAGUCCAUUUCUUCCUGCCAUCCCAUGUACACUCCAUCAUCAUCAUCACCCUCUUCUUUCUCUUAGUAUUCGUUUCAAUUUCUUAUUGUGAAGAUGAUGAGAAUUAUACAGAUUGCAGAAAACCCUUUAGUUGUGGAAACUUAACAGAUCUUUACUACCCUUUUUGGAGCGAUGAACGUUCUCGAGUCUGUGGUUAUGAAGGGUUCAAACUGGAGUGCGAAGAAGGUCAGUUACCUAACAUAACUAUAAGGGGUGAAGAAUUUCGUGUAAUCUCUGUAAAUCAUAACCAAAGCACGAUGGCAAUAGCUCGAGCGGAUUACUGGGCUAAUGCUUGCACCCAGAAUUUCGCCGACAUAAUCCUGAAUGAGACACUCUUCAAUUACACCCAACACAUUCAAAACUUAAGUUUAUAUUACAAUUGCGAAAUCGAGACUCUCAGCAAGAUACCACCAGAAAAAAGAUUGCCAUGCUCUUCUGCAAAUGGUGAAUCACUAAAUGCGUUCUACGCAACCGAUGAGCUUCUGGAAGAGUGGGGACUACUAAACAGAUAUGAGUGUCUGAAUACAGUAAAGAUUCCUGUUCCAGUGGAUACUCUUGGAGAAAUUUGGAGAGGAGUGGAUGCUUUGGAGAGAGUUUUGAGACAAGGGUUCAAUGUGUCGUACAGGAUUCAGCAAGAAUGUGUUCCAUGCGUUGCUAGUGGUGGGAUAUGUGGCACCAAUACAACUACCUUCAAUUUCACUUGCCUUUGUCGUGACCAGCCCCAUGAUUCUUGGUGUUCAGGUCAUCAUGAUGAUGAUCCAAAUUUAAAAAUGAAAGUUGGUAUUGGUAUAGUUCCCGUUUCAGUUGUGGUUCUAUUAGUGAUCAUUUUCUGUUUGUGCUUGAGAAGAGACUGUUGGAAGAAUCAAACAAAAGAAUCAGAAAGUAUCGAGGCAUUUCUCAAGAACCAUGGACCUAUGGCACUGAAAAGAUACAGAUAUACAGAAGUCAAGAAAAUGACACAGUCCUUUAAAGAUAAACUAGGCCAAGGAGGUUAUGGAGGUGUAUUCAAGGGGAAGCUACCUGAUGGCCAUGAUGUGGCAGUAAAGGUCUUGAAGGAAUCAAAUAGUAAUGGAGAAGAAUUUGUCAAUGAGGUAGCAAGCAUUAGUAGAACUUCUCAUGUCAACAUCGUUACUCUUUUAGGAUUCUGCUAUGAGGGCUCGAAACGUGCUUUGAUAUAUGAGUUCAUGUCUAAUGGGUCUCUUGAGAAGUAUAUAUAUAAAGAAAAGUAUUUAAGAGCUAAUCGUGAAUUGGAAUGGAAAACACUAUAUGAAAUUGCAAUUGGCAUUGCUCAGGGAUUGGAAUACUUGCAUCGAGGUUGUAAUACAAGGAUACUACAUUUCGACAUAAAACCCCACAACAUUCUCCUUGAUCAAGAAUUUUGUCCUAAAAUUUCUGAUUUUGGGCUCGCAAAAAUAUGCCAUGGAAGAGAAAGUAUCAUAUCAAUGGUGGGUGCAAGAGGGACAGUUGGAUAUAUUGCACCAGAAGUAUUUUGCAGAGAAUUUGGUGGAGUAUCUUAUAAAUCUGAUGUUUAUAGCUACGGAAUGUUGGUGCUAGGAAUGGCUGGAGCAAGAAACAACAUUUGCGUGGAAGUUGAUAGCACUAGCGAGAUAUAUUUUCCAGAUUGGAUAUACAAGCGUUUAGAAAUAGAUGAAGAACUUGGACUUUGUGGGAUUGACAAUGAAGAAGAGAACCAAAUAGCAAGAAAACUGAUUUUAGUGAGCUUGUGGUGCAUACAAACAAAUCCCAAAAAUCGGCCGCCAAUGGAUAGAGUUGUAAAAAUGUUGCAAGGAAGUGUUGCAUCCUUGUCAAUCCCACCAAGACCAAGUUGGCAUUCCCCAUCAAGAUCCCCUCCAGAACUGGUGGCAGAUUCUUCAACUACAAUUGAAUUCAAUAAUGUGGUUCUCACAAGUAAUUAAAUGUGUUGUUCUCCCUUAACAUGAAGCAGGUUACCCAUAAUACCUUGUAAACUACCACAUUUGAGAUUUUGUUGCUUUCUCAGGGUUUGGAUAUGGAUAAUGGUUGCACCCUCUGUUGAUGUUCUAUUGUAGAAUUUAUGCCCAUUUUUUAGGGAUUGGAUUCUCAAAAACAAAUUAAGUUGUUUGUAUUUAGAUGUGAAGUUGUAAAUAUUAUCAACUAAAAUAGACAAUAUAAUUUAAUGAAUAUUUUUAUAAUUAA
Messenger RNA from Ricinus communis (castor bean), 2697 nucleotides. Its product is annotated as LEAF RUST 10 DISEASE-RESISTANCE LOCUS RECEPTOR-LIKE PROTEIN KINASE-like 2.1. Gene Ontology annotation, biological process: protein phosphorylation. The transcript has 3 exons. The coding region runs from base 480 to 2438 and encodes 652 amino acids. Lineage: Eukaryota; Viridiplantae; Streptophyta; Magnoliopsida; Malpighiales; Euphorbiaceae. Gene Ontology annotation, molecular function: ATP binding; polysaccharide binding; protein kinase activity. The record is from RefSeq and is a predicted model, not a curated record.